Clupea harengus (Atlantic herring) is the source of this 5788-nucleotide messenger RNA. RefSeq names its product RHO family interacting cell polarization regulator 1 (gene ripor1). The record is from RefSeq and is a predicted model, not a curated record. The transcript is spliced from 24 exons. Lineage: Eukaryota; Metazoa; Chordata; Actinopteri; Clupeiformes; Clupeidae. Bases 578 to 4129 code for a protein of 1183 amino acids.
CCCCUUCUCAGUGUGGAGCAGCUCAACACAGAACUGCUAUAGCCUACCGUCAAGCUGUGCAUGAGUGUGUGUGCGUACUUGUGCACACAUACACUGAGCGAGGCAGACGUCUACGAAGACUCAACAGGAGAUUUCACUCAACUGCGCAGCAGACAAUCACUGACGCAUGGGACAGCCUGAAACCGGUCUGAAUUAUAUAGCUGUAGUUCUUCUGCCAUGAUUAUUUCCUUCACCCCUCCUACCUCUUGAUCGGAGAGAAGUAGACGCGGAUGGGUACGGACGGCUUUGCCAUUUGCAUUGGAUUGUCCACACCCCUUCGGAGAUAAGGACGGGGACUGAGCCCUCGGUUGCGCCUACAGGAGAAGGAGAAAGUGACACUGGGAAGACUGGAAGGCGAAACGAGCGCCGAGAACUGAUUUGGGGAAUUUAUUCACUUUUGUUGUCAGGGAAACUCGCUCCGUUUUCCUCGUCUCAUUAACUUCCACCGGAUCCAGCUUGUUACUGAACAAUUAGGAUUUACAUCAGAUGAUACCUCCCCUGGCGGCAGACAUGGAGUCCCUCCAGAGCUGUGUCCACCAUGUCCCUCUCCGUGCGGCCUUCGCGCCGAAUUGUCUCCCGGUCCAUCACUAGGAGUCAGUCCUUUGCCGGAGUCAACUCCUACGACAAACCCUACAGGUCCCUCUCUGUGUUCAGCACCCCAGGGUGCACCAGGAAAGCCUCUAACAGAGGAAGCAGAAUGUUCACCCUUUCUGCCAAAUCACAGCCCCCAAAGGUGCCUCAGCCCGAGAGGCUGGACGAGGUCUACGAGGCUCUGAAGAGAGGCCUGCAGUCCUAUCUGCAGGUCCAUCAGAUGGAGCUGGACAGCCUCAGCAGGCAGAUGAAGGAAUCCAAGAGGAACUCGCGCCUGGGCUUCCUGUAUGAACUGGACAAGCAAGUGAAGGUUAUCGAGAGGUUCAUGCGCCGGCUGGAGUUCCAUCAGAGCAAGAUUGAUGAGCUGUAUGAUGCCUACUGCAUGCAGCGGCGGUUGCGGGAUGGUGCGAAUAAGAUGGUGAAGGCCUACACGGGAUCCAGCGGCAGCAGAGAGGCCAGGGAGAGCCUGUCUGAGGCCAACAAAGGCUUCAAGGAAUACACAGAGAAUAUGUGCAUGCUGGAAAACGAGCUGGAAAAUCAGCUUGGAGAGUUCCAUAUCAAAAUGAAAGGUCUGGCAGGCUUCGCGAGGCUGUGUGCAGGGGACCAGUAUGAGAUCUUUAUGAAAUAUGGCCGUCAGCGCUGGAAGCUCCGGGGUCGGAUCGAGAUCAACGGCAAGCAGGUGUGGGACAGCGAGGAGAUGGUCUUCCUGCCGCUCAUCACAGAGUUCCUGUCAAUAAAGGUGACAGAAAUCAAGAGCCUAGCCAAUCAUGUGGUGGUGGGGAGCGUGUCAUGUGAGACAAAGGACCUGUUUGCUGCACUGCCUCAGACGGUGGCCGUGGACAUCAACGACCUGGGCACCAUCAAACUGAGCCUGGAGGUCACCUGGAACCCCUUCGAUAAGGACGACCAGGCCUCCUCUGCCAGCACGGUCAACAAACCUCCGUCAGUCAACAAGCGCUUCUCCACCUACAACCAGAGUCCCCCAGACACACCGUCUCUGCGCGAGCAGGCCUUCUAUUGUUUUGUUUGGAAUGCAUGCCCAGUUACUUCGUUUACACCCUCAUCCCAGACGGCUCCUCGGGGGAUGGCGCCAAAGCAGCGCUGGUCCCUGCUGGACGUGUUCCGCGACACGGUGGCAGACAAGAUCUCGCAGAGCUGCUCUUGCAGCGACCUCACCUCCAUCCGUCUUGGACAAGCACAUAAUAUGUUGCGACGACAGGAGGACAUGGAGAAUGGCACGGCCUGGUCCAACUCUUCGGAGUCCUCUGACGACUCCUCCAGCCCCCAGCUCUCCCUGGGACUCCGCCACACCAACAAGAACGUGGUGCAGCCGGAGGUGCAGGCGGCCGCCCCUGCCAUCGAGAUCUCCUUCGCUCCUCGGGAGUCUGCCACCUCCACCCCCACCCGCUUAGCCAAUCAAAAGGAGGAGGUGGAAGAGGAAGAGGAAGAGACUGUGAAAGCCAAAGUCGGUGCCGUGGCGGCGGUUGCUGCAACAACAGCAGCAGCGGCUGCCACAGUGGAUGCUGGGAAGACGGAGGUGCCAAAUGGCCACACCCGAUACUCACGCUCACUGAGUCACAUCAGUGAGAGCAGUGUGGAUGGCGCUUUGACAGACAGGUCGACCGGUGAAUCAGUCGAGCCAUCUGAUGUGACCUCUGUUGCAUCUGCCGUAUCAGUCAAUGACAUUGUCAUGGAGAUGCCAGUCAAGACAGAGCCUGCGACCACAGUGGCGGUAUCCCAGGAUGGCAGCACCACAUCGGAACCGGAGAAUUCUAGUAACGAGCCUCUGUCUAGCUCCGAUGAGGUGCCAGGUGAACAGGAGGAUUCAGAGGUGUGUUCUCUCACCACUGCCUCUGAGGAGGCCCAGCUGCCCAAACAGGAGUUCCCCUCAGAGCCCGUGUCUGAGGUGGACUCCGAGGUCAGCUCCAAGGUAAUUUCCGAGGAGACACAGUCGAUCGAUUCGUCACCAGAGACUGAGGCGUCAGCCCAGCAAGGUGACUCAGUGGAGUCCUCUGCUCCGUAUCAGGAGCCAGAGGCCAUGGUGGUGAGAGCCCAUGUGGCCGUGGUGGAGGCCGAGGAGCCUGGGCCCGUUGUAGAGGCCAAGCCCAUGGACAGUGAGGCAGAGGAGGCUUUGGACAUUGGGCUGGAUGAGGCACUGGCUGCAGUCAUCUCCUCUCUGGAUGAUUACAGAGGGCAGUUUCCUGAGCUACAGGUCCUGGAACAGGAGCUGAAACAACUGGAACAAGCACUGUCGGGUCGCAGCCACAGUCGCUCGUCCAGCGUCAGCCUGACUGUGGAGACAGCACUGGAGAGCUUUGACUUCCUCAACACGUCGGACCUGGAGGAAGAAGAGGAUGAUGAAGAGGAGGGAGGGAGACAGAGCGGGCCAGACAGUGAGCGCCAUGGCGCCCCUGAGCGGCCAGCCGAUGAAAGUGCGGGUGAAGACGAGGGCUGUGAAGCGCGCUGCUGGGACACUCCCUCCGCCCCCCUCAGCACAGCCUGCCUUUCACUAGAUCACACUCUGCUGGUGCAUCUGAAGAACUGCAGCUCUCAGCUACUGCGCCUGGGUACCUUUGGGCCGCUGCGCUGUGGGGAGAUGUACGCUCUGGACCGCCUGCUCAGGGAGGCCCGGGUGCUCGAGCUCAUCAGACGAGUCGCCAAGGACACGUCAGAGGGCAUGAACCAGCCUGAAGAGGUGGUUCCCCAGUUAGAUCAGUGCCAGGGGGCAGUUGUGCUGUGGAAGCAGUGCAUGGACGACAGCAGCGAGAGGAGUACCGUGUACAGCACAUCCACAGAGACCAUUCUGCACGCGCUCAGUACCACCUACUCCAGCAGACUACCAGAACGAGCAGCUAGCCUUGCUGAUUCAGUGUUCCUGCGACUGGUGGAGAGAAUGCUGGAGAGGAGGCUGCCCAGACGCGGGGGAGGGGCGGCCAGAGAGAUGAUCACGCUCUUUCAAUUCUGGAGCUACUUGGAGGCUGAGGGAGUCAUCGAUCUGGACACACACGUCACCGAGCUGGCCGAGGAGGUGUGGCUGGUGCAGUGCCUGCAGUGUGGGGACCAGGACACGUUGGUGAAGGCGCUGAAGAGGCCCCCAGAGAGCAGCCUGAAGAGGGAGGGCCUGCGGGCCGUCAGCCUGCUGCUGAGAGACCCCCGCGGGAAGGUGUGCAGUGCCGCCAGCUCCCUGCUCCGCAGCCUGGCGGACCAGCCUCGCCACAGAGAGAGGGCAUUGGUAAGCUGUCUGGAACUUCUGGAAGAUGAGAGUUUGGAGACACGAGUUUGUGGAUGCAAAGCCCUCGCAUGCUUGAAGGCCAAAGAGAGCAUCGACCAGCUGGUCUACCUGUGUCGCACCGACAAGGAAGACGUGAGGGACGCCGCCAAGCAAGCCCUGCUAGUGCUGGGUGAGGAGGGAAAAAUGGCCCACCGGCACGUGGAGUCGUCGCAGGAUGGAGUGGCCCGGCUUUUCGCCCCAGGCAGCAUGGCCAGCACCGCUUUCUGAUCCAACAGCAAUCUGCCACGCCCUUAAUCUCCACAAACACAAACAUAAACACACAGAACCAUGUCAACCCAGUUGUGUCUGUCCAAUGUUGCCAAUUCAAAGGGACAGGUGAUCACACACAUCACUACACUGUAAAUGCGUGGGUAACAACAGGCUCACCCACAGCAUGGACUUCACGCUGUAACUGUCUCCUAUUUUCUGACAUGGUGUAGUGUGCAAGGCAGUGUCGAGAGCACCGACACGGACAUAUUUAUACAUCCACUCACAAGCUGAAGAGUAAUCACAAUUAUAAAUCUGUAUAUUAUCCAGUAAUAACAUUUGUUAUGUGAGGGAAGGUAUGAUAACUGCAAAGUGCGUAGAAGGAGAGUGAAAUGUCGCAGAAAGCAGAAGAGGAUGGAGUGUUUUGCUGCCUUAGUAUUUGGCCCAAAGGUGUUGCCUUUUUUUCAGAACAUGGACAUGUGAUUUAGGACAGCGUCCAGACAAUGGCUGGACCAUCAGGUGCAAGAGACUAGACUCUGGACGCCCGCUCGCAGAUUGAGGGUGAAGCAUAAAGGGGGGGGGGGGGGGGGGGGGGGUGGGGGGGGAUGUUAAUGUUCACUCUCUCUCUUAUUUGGGGAGGAAUGCACUUUUGAAUGGUUGACUUUUGAGGUGAGGACAAUUACGACUGCGUGGAGAGUGCUUCGUGUGAAUGUUUGUGGAAGAAUGUUAGUUGGCAAUGGGGGAGGGGUGGAGUGAUUGGUAUCACUCCUCAGGGUGGGGCACUGGAGGAAUGGAAGCCACCCCCAGACCCCCCCCCCCCCCCCCCUCCCAAACACACCUCACGAAGGACCAUUAUGACCUGGAGGGGGAGGGAGGGACCACUAAAGCAUCACAGUGCCAUCAUUCUAUAUUGUCAAAUAUGUAUGCUUUAGAAAAUGAAUCUAUAUAAAUAUAUAUGAAUAUAUUCAAUUGGAAGAAUAUGUGUUUUCUAAAUGUGUUGUAAUUUUAGUUGAAAUGUUUAAAUACUCAGACUAUAUGCAGAACUUUCAAGGGUGCCGAAGCCACAGUAACUCACAACGCACUUGUUGAGACUCAAGCCACUGGCGUUUUACUGAAGAUUAUUUCUGCUGUAAAGGAGGUGAAACUUAUGUUUUUUUUUCUUUUUUUCAAAUCAGAAAUAUUAUUUUGUUGUAGAAAUGUGUAAACUGUGGUGGACUUGGCCUUUUACCGAACAGUAACAGACAACCUCUUAUGACCAUAUGAUCUCUGGGUCGGCCCCUGCAUGCACACUGAGAACCUCUGGUUCAGGGUGUUCUCUGCCAAGGUGACAGGAGGGAGACGGGCUCAAUGAGAGAGCCUGGAACUUGUUUUAUUUGCUUUUUUGUUCUGCUACUUUUUAUUUUUUUCCAUUCUGUCAGACUUUCAAAUGGGUGCUUUAGAGCCUCAUCAGUGAACAAGUGCCUCAAAGUAAGGGGAGGGGGGAAUGCUUAGGCUUUAUUUAAGAGUUAAUGGUUGCAGUGCAAGAUGACAAACUGCAUCAAAGAUUUCAGUAUAUUUUCCUUAAGACUCACAAACAGUACAGCAUUAAAGUGAUUUUUUUUUUCUAUAAAAUGUAUAUUGUCUGACAAGAAUCUUGCCUGACAUCAAGUGUAAAGAAAACAUUAAAACAUUUUAAAAGUA